AUGGUGCUUGAAUUUGAUUACGGUGUUAAUACAGGAAAUCGUUUUCUUGAAUUUGUUGAUCAUGAUGAAGAACCUGAAGCAUUUAUUGCUGCUCAAACAAAAGAAGAAGUCAAACAAAAAAAAUCAUUAACAAAAGAUGUUAAACAACCAACGAAAAAAUCUACAACUAAAAUAACAACUUCAACAGCAACAACAACAACAACAACAACAGCAAAGACUAAUAAAGAAAAUUUAACUACAAAAUCAACUAAUGUUGAACAACGACGACAACAAUCAGCUACUGUACCAGCUGUUUUUAGUGAUAAUAACAAUCAACAAAUACGUGGUGAUAGUGCUCGAGGCACUCGUGGUGGUUCAAGAAGAGGUGGACCACCUUAUGAAGGUGCUGGUCGUGGACGUUCUCAACGUUUUAAUAAAUUUGAAGGACAAGGUUCAUCAUCAACAAAUGAAACAUCUUCAUUUGAUCAAAGUGGUGAAACUUGGAAUAAUGAAACAGGAACUCGUGGUAGUGGUCGCGGACGUGGUGGACCAAGACGUGGUAAUUUUGAAGGUGGCCGUGGAGGUAUUGGUGGUGGUCGAGGUCGUGGACGUGGUGCACGUGGAAAUUUCAAUAAUCGAAAUCAAGAAGAAGGUUCACAACAAGAUAAUAGUGGUUGGCAACAAACUACUGAGGAAUGUUUAAUCGAUUGGCAUUCGAUCGAUCAUGAUGAGUUAUCAAAUUUUGAAAGUACUCGUCCACCAUCAAAUCGUGAAUUUGAUCAAGAAGGAUCACCACAGGAACGACCAUUUGAACCUGAUAAUACACGACGUAAUCCUCGUGGUAAUUAUCGUGGUCGAACAUUUCAUAAUAAUCGUAAUUAUGGUGAUCGUGAAGGUACUGAAGGUUCUCAAGAAGAUUAUCGAACUAAUCGUCGUCAAACUGAUCGUCAACCACGUUCAUUUGUUUCAAGUGUUAAACCAAUUGAAAAAAAAGAUGGUGAAGGUGCACAUAAUUGGGGUAAACCAACAGAAAAUCCUGAAGAACAUCCAAUAACUGAUGAAACAACUGAAACAACAGGACCAACAUCAAAAGAUUGGGCACAACAAGUUGAAGAAGCUGAAAAACAAAUGACAUUGGAUGAAUAUAAAAGACAACUUGAAGCAAAAAAACGUGCAUAUCAAGAAAAAUUACCACAAUUUAAAACACGUGUUGCUGGUGAAGGUGAAGAUCCAAAAAAUUGGCAUAAAUUUGAACAAGAAUAUCGAAAAAAAACUGGUGAUGAUGAAGAUGAAGAUGAAGAAGAUGAAGAUGGAAAAAAUGAAAGUGGUGAAGAACUUGAAGAAGAACAUAUAGGUGGAAAGAAAAAACUUAUUACAAUUCCACUUCGUUUUAAACCAAUUGAACUUUCACGUGGUUCAGCUGGUUCAAGAGGUGGACAACGUCGUGGUGGUAAUCGUUUUCGACCAAAUCGUGAUGAACAACCAAGAUCUACUUCACCAACUCAAGGUCAAAGUUCACCAUCAUCUCAACAAUAUGAUGAUCAACAAGGUUCAUCAUAUCGAGGUGUACGUCGUGGUGGUGAUUAUCGUCGUCCUACUCGUGGUUCGCGUCAAGGAGGUCGUACAAAUGCUGAUCCAAAUGCACCAGCACUUGAUAAUCCAGAAGAUUUUCCUACACUUCCCAAACAGUAA
Molecule: messenger RNA, 1671 nt
Organism: Rotaria sp. Silwood1
Lineage: Eukaryota; Metazoa; Rotifera; Eurotatoria; Philodinida; Philodinidae
Source: the annotation of a GenBank genome assembly